Molecule: messenger RNA, 1245 nt
Organism: Xenopus laevis (African clawed frog)
Lineage: Eukaryota; Metazoa; Chordata; Amphibia; Anura; Pipidae
Gene: wbp2.S
Product: WW domain binding protein 2 S homeolog
Exons: 8
Coding region: 101-886 (261 amino acids)
Biological process (GO): positive regulation of DNA-templated transcription
Cellular component (GO): nucleus
Molecular function (GO): transcription coactivator activity; chromatin DNA binding
Source: RefSeq, a predicted model, not a curated record
UUGCUAUUGGCUAUGUGUUCACGGACUGCGGCUGACAAUCUUGGAGUGCGUUCAUUGGCUGUUGCUAGGCUGCGUAGACGUGCCUUUUUCUCUCCGCAAUAUGGCGCUUAACAGGAACCACCUGGAUGGCGGAGGUGCAAUAAUUAACAACAGCGAGAGUAUCCUUACAUCCUAUGAACAUGUGGAGCUCAUAUUUAGUGAUAUGGAAAACACCCCAGAGGCUUUCAGAGGGACCAAGAAAGGCAGAGUCAUUCUGACACCCUAUAGAGUGAUAUUUGUGUCCAGAGGGAGGGAUCCUCUGCAGUCGUUUAUGAUGCCCUUCUACCUGAUGAAGGACUGUGAAAUUAAGCAGCCUGUAUUUGGAGCCAAUUUUAUCAAGGGCAUUGUGAGAGCUGAGACUGGAGGUGGCUGGGAAGGAUCUGCUACAUUUAAACUAAACUUUCCGUCAGGGGGCGCUAUAGAAUUCGGCCAGCAUAUGCUACAUGUGGCUUCUCAAGCCUCACGAGGAGGAGCCCCAAGUGUUACCUACCCGUAUAUGCCCAAUGGAGGCUAUGUCUUCCCACCUCCUGCAGCCAAUGGCAUCUACCCACCACCACCUGCUGGUUAUCCCUACCCGCCACCACCCAGCGAGUUUUACACAGGAGCUGGCCCACAGGACGGAGCCCUUACCUACAUGCAUCCUCCACCUCCCCCUUACCCUGGACCUAUGGAGUCUCUCUCAGCCUGUGCACCUGAUCUGCCUUACACUCCAGCAGCAGAAGCCAAAGCUGCAGAAGCUGCAGCCAGUGGCUACUAUGGCCAACAGAACCCUCCACACUCCUACCUGCCAUCGGACCUCCCUCCACCACCCCCUUACUUCCCACCAGAGGACAAGAAAACCCAAUAAAUGGAACAUCCUGCUUUCUGGCUUGUAUUUCUUGGCCACAGGGGCUCUUCUUCAUCUGUAAAAUAGAGUGUGCCCUCUGUUGUACCACUGCAGUUCUGUUAUUUCCUUUACACACACAAUUGAUGGUUAAAAAUCAAACUGCUUUAUAUCUAAAAGCUAGUUCUGACAGCAGCAUGCUUGUUUAACUGCUCUGUUAAUGCCGAAGUUUGCUGUUUGCUAAAUACAUCGAUGUUCCUUUAGCAGUUCUCUGCUGAAAGCUUGUUUAGCUUGCCCACUUUGGCCUGUUUUCAUUUAGCCAUAUUAGGAACCCCUGUCUGAAUAAGUGAAUCAAACCGUCUUAAUUAUUUGCACAGGUUAAG